Molecule: messenger RNA, 3647 nt
Organism: Oncorhynchus keta (chum salmon)
Lineage: Eukaryota; Metazoa; Chordata; Actinopteri; Salmoniformes; Salmonidae
Gene: mat2al
Product: methionine adenosyltransferase II, alpha-like
Exons: 10
Coding region: 2535-3461 (308 amino acids)
Biological process (GO): S-adenosylmethionine biosynthetic process
Cellular component (GO): cytosol; methionine adenosyltransferase complex
Molecular function (GO): ATP binding; methionine adenosyltransferase activity
Source: RefSeq, a predicted model, not a curated record
CAGGGUUACCAGCCUGUUCAUGCAUUUAGCAGUGGUAUAUCUAAUCUGUGCAAGAGAACAUCCACAAUUUAAUUAGAAAAUACAGUAAUUUGGUUUUGACAGAUAUAGCAUGAGGUGAAAGACUAAGUGAAAGCGACUUAUAUGUAGGGCUGGUGUUUCUUCCAGGAUUUGACAAUAAGAUGCAACUGUGUAACUGUCUGCUUCUAUUUGACUACUGUCUCCUACACUACAUGAUGUGACUUACAAUGUAGGAUCUUAAUAUUAGCCAAUUUGCUACAGCAAGUUAAUUGUCCUGCAGUAACAAGAAAUGUGAAUUAUUAUGUGGAAUAUAAUUAAUGGAUAUGUUUGUAGGUGUUGAUACAUUUUUCAUUGGGGCAUAUUCAAUUCUGAAAUUUUGAAAGUGGAAAUUAAAACUUUAGAACCUUUUUUAAAGCUAAAAUACACUACAAGUUUGCAGCAACAAAAGAGUGAUCAAAUUAACAUACUACAUCUGUAAGGUCCAUGUGCUAAUGGAUAAUUCAUUUUUCUUAUUAUCUUGUCAAGGCUUGUGCUUGUCAAGGCCAAACAAGGAAAUUAAUAAUUGUAGUUGAAAACGGAAAUCGGAUAUCAGCUUAUUUUUUCGUUUAUGGUGUCCAAUUUCGGCAUCGAGUAACAGAAAACAAAUAACAACAUUUAUCCCAUUUUUCAUUUAAUUCAUAACUGGAAGUACACACCGCCUAAUAUAAUAUUAACAGUGCAUAGCAGGUAUUUGCUUAGUCUGGGUUGAGCUGCAGUGUCGGCAGCAGAGUGCUAUAGGGACAAACAAAAUCUGAAUACAAGCUUUGGGUGGAUAGGCAAUGGCGAGAGAGCUUGGGGUUGUUUGGGAGGGAGUUUAGCCCCUCAGUGGUUCUUCCUGCUAUUCUACCUUGGUUUCUCCCUCAGCCAGUGAUAGAUCUAAGGUUGCUUGAGAGGCUAAGAGUUGAGGAAGGAGUAGAUUCAGUUGUAAGUGAACAUUUAAGAACACAGUACAAUGCUUUUUUAGAUCCAUCCAGAUGGAUCUAAGGACCCUAAAACAGGCAUGACAGGUGCAGCUUUUGGUGUUCCUGAGUUUAAGGUGGCAGUGACAAAAAGAGCCACAGAUCAUUUAUCUGUUUACACAAUGGAGUUGUUGGCCAUACUAUUGGCUGCAGAGUAGGUGGAGGAGGUGAGGCCAGACAGAGUAGUCAUCUGCUCUGACUCCUGUGCAGCAUUGAUGAGCUUAAAUUAAUUUGUGUCUCAGAGCAGACAGGAUGUGUUGUAUGAGGUUUUGCAGUGUUUGUAUAGGGUGAAACAGGUCGUGGUAUUUGUGAUGUUCCUCUGGGUACCAGCUCAUGUGGGAGUAGAGGGGAAUGAGGAGGUGGAUGUUAUCACCAAGCAGGCUCUUAAACAUCCCAGUGUUGAGAUUGAAUUGUCAAUCAGUAAAGCAGAAGCCAAGGGGUUAAUAAGAACAGUGGUUAAAAACAAAUGGCAAAGAGUUGUGGAACCAGGGAGAGAAAGGGAAGUCACCUGAUCCAGGAAAAGUUGGUGGCAGGGAGGUCCUCAGGUCGAAGGGAGGAAAGUGUAGUCACAAGGCUAAAUAGUACAUUGACAUUUGUAGGGAAACAUUAGACUGGGGGGUGUGAUCAUUGUCAGGAGGAGAUGGAGACAGUUGAAAACAAGCAUGCCAAUAGGACGAACUCUACAACAACUGAACAUAGUUGCUUGCACCACCUGGAUAGCUAGCAUUAGCCGGCUAACGUUACUGCUGACUGGUAGCAAGCUAGCAGGCUGGCUAGCUAGCCCUAACUGGCUACUGGCUAUAGUCAUGUUAGCUAGUAGUAGCUAGUGGAAGUAAGUUAGUCCCUCGACCAGCUACAAGAUGAAGCUGCCCGGCCAGAGGUACCUGCUGCAGAAAGAACGUGCCUGCAAAAGGACAGUCCGCAUCUGAGCAGAUCAUCAACUUCAUCCAGUUACAUCAGCCAAUACAGUAAGUUUACAAUCGGGGUCUGCCCUGACAGUCCCGAAGAACGACGGAAAGGACUACAUCUUCACCACGGCAAACCGAUCCCUCUGUCCAGACCUUCAGUUCUGCUAUCGGUACAAGAAAUUCACGACCUACUUCCAUUGACUGUUCACUCGUCUAAAGUGUUGGGCAUUCAGCUGCCAACCUGAGGGAGUGACACCAAUAAGGCAGCAUGUGGAUCCUUAAGGGUUAACUCCUCCAGAGGACGAAAGUGUUAAAUCUCCCUGCGCCUGAAGGCUUACUAUGAUGCAUGGGUGACGGACAUUGUCCUUGGCCGCUGGGAAAUGUUCCAGCACUCACAUUUUCUGGCACAGGAUAGUAGCGUCAACCCAUCUGACAUUGAGCAGGUGUGUGGAGAAGCAGUAGAGGGUGAAGGGCACCACACCAGGCCAGGCCUACACUGCGGACAUGCAUUUGUUCAGUAGGGCACACGGGAGCUCCAUGCAGACACCAGGCUGCUGUGGUCCAGAUAUAUGAAUGCCUGUCCAGCAACUUCCUCCUGACAACAUUGGAGAUGAGGGAUGAGUUGCUGAAGACAACAGGAGGGUUUGACUAUAAGACGUGUAACGUGCUGGUGGCCCUAGAGCCCCAGGCAGAAGAGAUAUCAGUAUGUGUGUUUGAAGGCAAGGAUCAGGAUGACAUCGGAGCAGGAGACCAGGGCCUGAUGUUUGGCUAUGCUACAGAUGAGACAGAGGAAUGUAUGCCUCUCACCAUCUUACUGGCCCACAAACUCAACCACAAGAUGAAGGAGCUGUCUGCCAACGGCGAGUGUCCUUGGAUCAGACCGGACUCUAAAACUCAGGUUACAGUGGAGUACCGUGAUAACAGUGGGGCCAUGGAGCCGGUGCGUGUCCAUACAGUGGUCAUCUCUGUGCAGCAUAGCCCUGAUGUCAGUCUGGAAGAGAUACGCCGUAGCCUGAUGGACAGCGUGGUCCGGAAGGUCAUCCCCGCCCGUUACCUCGACGACAAGACCAUCUACCACCUGCUGCCAAGUGGGAAGUUCCUUCUGGGCGGACCUCAGAGUGAUGCAGGACUGACAGGUCGUAAGAUCAUAGUGGACACGUAUGGAGGGUGGGGAGGGCAUGGUGGAGGGGCCUUCUCUGGAAAGGACUACUCUAAAGUGGACCGCUCUGGGGCCUAUGCAGCCCGCUGGGUGGCCAAGUCUCUGGUGAAAGCCAAGCUCUGCCGGAGAGCCUUGGUUCAGGUUUCGUAUGCCAUCGGUGUGGCUCACCCUCUGUCCAUCUCUGUGUUCCACUAUGGAACGUCCACCAGGCAGGAGGAUGAACUGCUGCAGAUCGUCAACAACAACUUUGACCUCAGGCCUGGGGUAAUUGUCAAAGAGCUGGGUCUGAAGCGGCCUAUCUACCAGUCCACUGCCUGCUAUGGACACUUCGGCCGGGACGAGUUCCCCUGGGAGAAGCCCAAGCCACUGCAGUUCUGAUGGAAACAACCACUCUUAUCACCUGGCUGUUUCUUGUAAAUCUGACUGCCAAAUAACACUAUCAGAUAAAAAGUAUAGAUUCUUUCUCUUUAUGAUUCAACAUGUAAUUGUAAACUGUGAAUCAUGGGCCAAAUUCUAUCUUUUAUCCUACUGAAAUUAUAAAUUGACAUUUCAGCAACACUGUGA